Messenger RNA from Saccharomycopsis crataegensis, 1236 nucleotides. RefSeq lists its product as uncharacterized. The record is from RefSeq and is a predicted model, not a curated record. NCBI's taxonomy places the organism in Eukaryota, Fungi, Ascomycota, Saccharomycetes, Ascoideales, Saccharomycopsidaceae. Bases 1 to 1236 code for a protein of 411 amino acids. The transcript has a single exon.
AUGAACAACCAUCUUGAUAGUGUUUCAGGCCCGCAUAACCCAGAUCUGACAAUUGAUAUUCAGAACUUAAUUCUGGAUCACAAUGACUCGUUAUUGUUGAUUGAAUCAGAGUUCCAGAAGCUAAAAGAUUUGAAUGACUUGAUACUACAAAACUUUGAUUCGUUUUUGAUUGGUGGUGACUUGAAUAAUGAUACAAAGUUUGCAAAGCUGACAAGCCAAGUUCAACCAGCACUGAAUCAUCAAUCACUCAUCAACAAAUCUACAAUGCAUCCACUGGAUUCCAUAAAUAACUCAUCAUUCAUAGAUAUCACUAAUGUUUCGCGAACGGCUUUCCCACAGAAAGGUCUUCCUGAAAAUGAUUAUAAUACUGGUGCUUUUGGAUCGCUAUAUACUCAUGCUCAAAAUAUUUCAACAAAUGGGGCAAUUGAAUCAGUGGUCUCUCCACACAUGAAGCAUGAUAUUAAAAGAAAAAAAGAAAUUGAUGAUGAUUAUGAAGAAGAAGAAUAUGAUGAUUUCAAUAGCCAAGAAUUUAGUUCUAUUGCUGAUGAUGAGGAAUAUGCAGACAUGCAAAAGAUUAAAAAUACUACUGAUGGUAGGAACUUUUCAAGCCAUCAUGGUGAUCCGUCAAUGGAAGGCCAGAAAAAACAAAAUGCAGACACUUUAAGCUCAUCCAAAAAAGACGAUCCAGCCUUGAAAAGCUUGGCAAAAUUAACGAGUAGAUUAAAGUUGGAGGAUCUUGAUAUAGUGAAAACCGGAGAUUCAUUUUUAGAGUCAUCGUCACCCAAUCAACCAGAAAUACCUGACGAUACUAUUGAUUCAAUCGUUGAAAAUCACAGAGCUGAACACAUAGAACUAAAUCUUGGUAGCGAAAAACAUCAAAAGCUGAAUGUCAUGGUAAAAAUGGAGGACGAAGGGAAUUUGAUUGAUGAACCACUCCAACUACAAAUGGAAAAGCUAAAUUUCGAAAAAUUACAAACAAAAAGUGAAAUAGAUCCUCAAACUGUUCAAUCAUUAAAAGAGUUAAUGUCGAAGUCCUCAGAUCUUAUAAAUGGUGAGUUGGAGAUCGAUAGAAACUUGUCAACUAUAAUGGAAGAACGUGGGAAUGUUACCCAACUGACCAAUGGCCAAGAUAAUGUGAUUUUGAGUGAAAAAAUGUACAACUACAAUCAAUUAGUCAAUGAAAGAGGCAAUGCGCUUAUAAGGAACUUGAAUGGUGUUAUAGAUAGUUUUUCAUAG